CAUGCUGCCGAAAGAUAGUGUUACAGUGUUCUGAUUAGCUUUUCGAUGAGGCGACCGAAGUUGCGUGUCUAAGCGGAUCGUCUGUUACCUGUGAUUUUGACCGUUGCCUUGUGAACCAUACCGAGACCUGCACUUUUCAUCACAAACCUUAACCAACGCUCUCACUUCUACGAAAAAGAGUCUGAAAUAAAGGCAGAAAUCCCUUCCAAACUAUAAAGAUGCCUGUUGACUGGAAGAGUUCUGAAAACAACGAGCGUCUGCUCGCUUGCUUAUUCGCUUCUCUGGAAGAAAGCGGCACAAAGAUCAACUACAAGCGCAUCGCGCAGUUGUUCGGUCGAGGGACAACAGGGAAUGCUAUCGACUGCAACUUUCGCAAGAUCCGCGCCGCCGCUAAAGAGAUUAAGAAAGAAUUUGAGUCUGGAGUCACCCAGCCUGCUCCUCCAACGACUCCCCGCAAACCAAAGACCCCCAAGAAAGAGCCUUUAUCUACUAUUAAAAGUGGGCGUGUCGAGAAGCCUUCCACUCCUUCAAAGAAGAAUAAGACUGCGGUCGGGAAUGAGGAGAUGCUUACUCCGCCUGAAGAUGGAGGUUUCGGCAUGAUGGAUGAGUUUCCAGAAGUCUAUGGUGAUACCACUCACGGCCUAUCAGCUAUUCAUUAUGAAGACGAAGUGUAAGGUGUUCGUUGUGACCGAUGACUUUGACAGUCCAACGUUGUCCAGAAGCAUAUUCACAACGACCACAGGGUAGCGUGAAUUUUUUCUCUCUCUUUUUGGUAGGGCCUCAAUCAGGCGCAUAUGUACGCGCGGCCAGUAGAAAUCUCUAAAAAACAUUAGCGAGGACUUGCCCAGGUGUUAUUGCCCGUGGGAGACGUAGUGAAACGACAAAUCAUAGGAAGUAGGUCGCCGUAAUCAGCCCAACGACCAGAUCGACAGGC
This is a messenger RNA of Verruconis gallopava, 934 nucleotides long. RefSeq lists its product as uncharacterized. The record is from RefSeq and is a predicted model, not a curated record. Bases 219 to 674 code for a protein of 151 amino acids. NCBI's taxonomy places the organism in Eukaryota, Fungi, Ascomycota, Dothideomycetes, Venturiales, Sympoventuriaceae. The transcript is spliced from 3 exons.